AGCUCGCUUUAUCUUUAUACGUUACACACACUUCUACAAUUGUUACCAAUUACCCAGAAAAAGUACUCUUUCACAAGCCAGUUUCUCUAGCUUCCACCCAUUUUAAUCGCUUGCUCAAUCCCAUCCCACAUCAACAAAGCCCUGUUAAACGAUCUCGACGAUGUCCAUCGUUCCAAUCAAUCGCAAUGACAACAACGACAACAAUGGCCGACGAGGACUUGAUCUCUACAAUCCCUUUUCUUUCGACCUCUGGGACCCAUUCCUGGAUUUUCCUUUAAUUCCCUCUUUCUCUCGCAUUUUGCCGGAAUUCAACUUCGGCACUUCUGUGAAUUCCAGGAUCGACUGGAAAGAGACCCAAGCUGCUCACGUUUUGAAAGCCGUCCUUCCUGGGUUUGGCAACGAAGAGGUGCUCGUUGAGCUUCAAGAUGAACGGGUCCUUCAGAUUAGUACGGACAGUGGAAACUUCAUGACCAGGUUCAAGCUACCAGACAACGCCAAGAUCGAAGGGCUGAAGGCCUCUAUGAAUUAUGGGGUUCUCACUGUCACAGUCCCUAAGGAGGAAUCGAGGAGCCCGCCCAACGUCAGAGUCGUUGAAAUUUCUGGAGAAGAUUGAGGUCCUCUUUUUCGUCCCCCUUUUGCUUAUCAAGUGUUCUAGUUUUUGGCUUAGCUGCACUUGUAUGGAUGUUGGUUUUUAACUUUGAAGUGAUGGUUUGAUUGGGUUUUUUCCAGUUUGUGGAGAAAAGUGUUUGAUACUGUCCUUCAGGGUUUCAAUGUGUGAUCCGUUGGUGUAGUUUUUUCUGUACCAGUGAAAUGUUGUCGUAUGCCAAUAUGUAAUAGUAAUCUCUAAAUAGAUGUGUAAGGGAUUGUCUCUA
Molecule: messenger RNA, 872 nt
Organism: Ziziphus jujuba (common jujube)
Lineage: Eukaryota; Viridiplantae; Streptophyta; Magnoliopsida; Rosales; Rhamnaceae
Product: 18.5 kDa class I heat shock protein
Exons: 1
Coding region: 161-613 (150 amino acids)
Biological process (GO): protein complex oligomerization; response to hydrogen peroxide; response to heat
Source: RefSeq, a predicted model, not a curated record